Messenger RNA from Plasmodium inui San Antonio 1, 213 nucleotides. RefSeq lists its product as hypothetical. NCBI's taxonomy places the organism in Eukaryota, Apicomplexa, Aconoidasida, Haemosporida, Plasmodiidae. The transcript has a single exon. The record is from RefSeq and is a predicted model, not a curated record. Bases 1 to 213 code for a protein of 70 amino acids.
AUGAAGAACAAAAACAUAAACAGGGAGGCUGUUGAGGAAGAAACAAUACUGCUAGAACAGGAAACCAAAACACACAACAUCCUCCCGAUAAAUAUAAUACUCACUUUCAUAGUAAUAAUAGGAUUAUUUUAUCUAAUAGAUAGAAUAUUAAAAGUGGAAGCAAGAGGAGGGAUCAAACAUGCGUGUAUUGACCGAAACAUAGGUGAAAGCUAG